UCAGUGACAUGAGGGCGUUUCAGUUCUCGCUGUGAUCAUAACAAGAAGGCAACAUUACUCCAAAACAGAAACAUACGCCUUGAAAAGUGUGGAUACCAGAGGACAUAACUUCCGGACUAUAAUUUCAACUAACCUUUGAUUUUGUCCUGGUCUGCAAAUGAGCAACAGCAUACGUCAUUGGUGAGGUCCGGCUGCCUGAUGAGAGAGCACCGAUAAACUCAUCCUACUCAGCCCUGCGGACCUCUCCCUGGUUGCAGUCACGCUAGAGGCCGUCGAGGACCGAGAGAGAGGCUUUGUCUCCUCCUUCAUCCUUCUCCUUCACUUCACCACCCCAUUUCCUGCUUGAGUUGGUCCCCUUAGUGUUUCAAAACUGUUUCUCCAACGCUUUUUCCAGAAACUCAGACUGUUUUCCAAAGCAGAAGCAGCGCUGCAGCCCUCCCACCAGAACGAGGUGAUGGGAAGUGUGCGAGCCAAUCGCUACAGCAUAGUGUCAACCGAGGAGAACGGCACUGUGGCGGUGCCCAACGGGUACGGGAAUGGCAAGGGCAAGGUGCACACGAGGCACCAGCCCCAGAGCCGCUUCGUCAAGAAGGACGGUCACUGCAACGUGCAGUUCAUUAAUGUCUCCGAGAAGAGCCAGCGUUAUCUCGCUGACAUUUUCACGACAUGCGUGGACAUCCGCUGGCGGUGGAUGUUUGUCAUCUUCUGCCUUGCCUUCCUCCUGUCGUGGCUGUUCUUCGGCUGCAUCUUCUGGCUGGUCGCCAUCUUCCAUGGGGACUUGGAGAACGACUCCCAGAAGUGUGUCUCCAAUGUGAGCAGUUUCACGGCAGCCUUCCUCUUCUCCAUUGAGACCCAGACCACCAUCGGCUACGGCUACCGCUACGUCACUGACGAGUGUCCCGUGGCGGUCUUCAUGGUUGUCUUCCAGAGCAUUGUGGGCUGCAUUAUCGACGCCUUCAUCAUUGGCGCCGUCAUGGCCAAGAUGGCCAAGCCCAAGAAGAGGAACGAGACGCUGGUGUUCAGCCACAACGCUACAGUGGCCAUGAGGGACAACAAGCUGUGUCUGAUGUGGCGCGUGGGCAACCUGAGGAAGAGCCACCUGGUGGAGGCCCACGUGCGUGCCCACCUCCUCAAGUCGCGCACCACGGCAGAGGGGGAGUUCAUCCCUCUGGACCAGAUGGACAUUGAUGUGGGCUUCGACAGCGGAGUCGACCGUAUCUUCCUGGUGUCGCCCAUCACCAUCGUCCACGAGAUUGAUGAGGAUAGCCCAUUCUAUGACAUGAGCAAGCAAGAGCUGGAGACGUCCGAGUUCGAGAUUGUGGUGAUCCUGGAAGGGAUGGUGGAGGCCACGGCCAUGACCACCCAGUGCCGCAGCUCCUACCUGGCCAGCGAGAUCCUGUGGGGCCACCGCUUCGAGCCGGUGCUCUUCGAGGAGAAGAGCUACUACAAGGUGGACUACUCUCGUUUUCAUAAGACUUACAAGGUGCCCAACACCCCGCUGUGCAGCGCCAGAGACCUGGCAGAGAAAAAAUACAUCCUGUCCAGCUCCAACUCCUUCUGUUACGAGAACGAGGUGGCGCUGACUAACAAAGAGGAGACAGACGAGGGGAACGGGGGUAGCGUGGGCCCAGAUGUAACACAGACCGACAAUAUCUCAGACUCAGAGCAUCACCUGCCCACUGUGCCACUAGAGUCCAGGCCCCUGAGGCGAGAAUCUGAAAUAUGACUGUGCAGAGACUGCAGACCACCUCACAGAGAAGAAGAUUCUGAUUUCAAGAAUCACCUUUAGUUGUUCUAAAUGGCACAUUGAGCUGAGCUGGGCCUUGGGUAAAGGACAUUGAGCUGAGCUGAGCUGGGCCUUGGGUAAAGGACAUUGAGCUGAGCUGGGCUUUGGGUAAAGGACAUUGAGCUGAGCUGGGCCUUGGGUCAAGGACAGGUUCAUGCCGACGGUACUGCUGUGGGAAGGGGAUAGCUUGGGACUUGUAACUUUUUUUUUUAAACAAUGUAAUUGCAUAUUACAGCAAGCACAGCACUAUGAAACACUUGCAUAUAGGAAGGAAAUCGUUCUUGAAAAAAGGUUCCCACAAGAAAAUGAAAUGUAUGUAAAUUAUCUCUUUAGCGUCUAUGUAUAGAAAGGAAUGUGCAUCUGUAUAAUGUAUUGGAAUGGGUGUUAGCUACGAUGACUUGAAAAUAGCAGGCAUGUCUCUCUGUUUAUCUGUCCAGCAAAUCAUGAACAAGAUGGUUUUAAGAACAAUAGUUUUUAUUUCUAUUAUCUGCCUUUUAAUAUAUAUAUAUAUAUAUAUAUAAUAUAAAAUGCUGCUAUACACAAAUUCUCUACUUUCUCGUUUCAGAGAAACUGGGGGAAAACGUGCAAAGAUGCCCACCCAUAGAGUAACAGAGACAUUUAGAAAGUUUUGCUCUGUCAGAGUGAACACCAAAUACAUUUUUUAUUUUGCUAAUUUGCACUUUUUAAUUUAUCCUGGGCACCCAGCUCCAAAGUACUCUAAAGUUUUGGAAUGUUUAUCCAAACAAUUAAAGACGCAAUUCAGCCUUGAAACAAACCUUUUUUUCCUUUUGCUGAGAUUGGAAUUUCUCACAUUUUCCAGUGAACGCACAACUGAUUUUGCCUUUGAUUAGAGCGUCAUGUUGCAGUGAACUGGGUGAUCUUUGAAGGCUUUGGUGAAAUACAUCAAAGGAAAUGUAGCUCAAUGUAGCUUUUAACCUAUUUGAGAAAACAUACUAUGCAGCCAUUGUAAAGUAGAGGAACACAUCCUUUAAAAUGAUAAAUGUUUAUAUGAAUCAUUAACAUUAACUUCCAUACCGUACAUAUCCAAAGCAGAUAUGGUAAUCUGUAUGUACUGUUGUUAAUGAGCUGGUCUCAUUACAGACAUACAACCUAACAUACAUUUAAAGGGUCGUUCAAUGCUGGUCAAAUCAAUAGAAACAUGCCUGUUUUGUUUGAAGGAAGUUAGCAGAGUGGUAUUACUAUCGGAAUGAGGCAGAACUGAACUAACACCUACAAGACAAGGGGGAGUGAAAAUUAGCAUACGAAUGUUCUUUAAAAUGCUGCUACAUUGUUGCAUUUGGUAGGGUUUGAUAACAGAAGACACCAAAUAUUAUUAUUAUAAUGUCUCAUUCAUUUGUUAUAAGUGGUAGAAGUAGAGCAUUUCUGAAGUAAAGAAAAAACAAAGAGGAACGAUUUAUUUUCAAACACGUGUAUACAUUUGUUAUCAUUUUAGAGAUGUUGGUAUAACUUCAUUGGAACUCAUUCAACAUAAUACUUAAUCAAUAUCACUGUGAGACCGUCAUGAUAGACACAGUUUUGUGGCUCUUAUGAUGCCAGGGCUUCAGCAGAGUUUUACCAUCGUUUUCAUAUUCAAAGCCAAACAUAUAAACCAGGUUCUAGGCCCUAGACUGGAUCAGUAAUAUGUUGUUAAGCCGAGAAGGCUUUAAGCACAUGCUCAGAAAAGAACAGUGUUACAAUACUUCCUUUUUAGUAAAAAAAAUAUUUUAAGUAAAACAACAAAUCACCCGUUUUUUUUCUUUCUUAGUACUUUACAAUCGUCCGCUAUUCUGCCGUCACAAAAAGAGCACAUCUUCAGCUAUAGGCUCUUUUUAAAUAAGGAGAGAAUAAAACACACUACAUAUACACCUCUAUCAAUGUCUUUGCUGUUCAUGCAUUUAUAUUUAUAUCCAGAGUAGGUCUAUGAAUUGCCAUGCCUUGUUAUCAAAUAUUAUUUUAUUUUUCAUUAUAAGUUGUUUGUUGUUUUACGAGGGAAUCUUGGAUUGGACAACAUGGUUUAAUAAGCCAACAGUACUGUAUCCCAGGCAUGUUAAUAAGGUGUAUUGAAAGCCUGUAGAGUUUGCAUUUUGACAAAUCUAUCUCCUAUUUCUUUUAUUUUGAAUUCCUUUACUUGUACAUAGACCCCCGCCCUCCCUGUUCCAGUGAUUUUUGUAUCAGAGUCUUCCAGUUGUACUGCAAAACAAUGGAAUGUACAGAUUUUUAUAUUAUUAAUAAUAUUAUUGUUAUUAUUAUUGUAAAUGCGAUUAUUAUAUUGUUCUUUUUUCAAUAAAACCUCAAUGUAUGAUCAA
Messenger RNA from Coregonus clupeaformis (lake whitefish), 4092 nucleotides. Its product is annotated as inward rectifier potassium channel 2-like. The coding region runs from base 455 to 1726 and encodes 423 amino acids. The transcript has 2 exons. NCBI's taxonomy places the organism in Eukaryota, Metazoa, Chordata, Actinopteri, Salmoniformes, Salmonidae. Gene Ontology annotation, biological process: potassium ion import across plasma membrane; regulation of monoatomic ion transmembrane transport. Gene Ontology annotation, molecular function: inward rectifier potassium channel activity. Gene Ontology annotation, cellular component: plasma membrane. The record is from RefSeq and is a predicted model, not a curated record.